Molecule: messenger RNA, 1286 nt
Organism: Bolinopsis microptera
Lineage: Eukaryota; Metazoa; Ctenophora; Tentaculata; Lobata; Bolinopsidae
Exons: 1
Coding region: 49-1173 (374 amino acids)
Source: RefSeq, a predicted model, not a curated record
AUUACUUUUGAUAAGCAAUAAUAAUAGUUCUGUUUUGUACCGAUAAAUAUGGAUAACUUGGAACCUCUUGUUAUCGAUAAUGGAUCAGGUAUGGUCAAGGCUGGAUUUGGAGGAGAUGACGCUCCCCGAGCUGUCUUCCCCUCCAUCGUCGGACGUCCCAAAUACAAAGGAACUAUGGUGGGUAUGAGCCAAAAAGAGCUCUUCAUCGGAGACGAAGCUAUGGCCAAACGAGGAGUGCUGGGUCUGAAGUACCCCAUCGAGCACGGUAUUGUUACCAACUGGACCGACAUGGAAGCAAUCUGGCAUCACACCUUCUACAACGAGCUCAGAGUCAGUCCUGACGAAAGGCCUGUCCUGCUCACCGAGGCCCCCCUCAACCCUAAAAUUAACAGAGAGAAGAUGACCCAGAUCAUGUUCGAGACCUUCAACACCCCCGCCAUGUACGUGGCUAUCCAGGCUGUACUGUCUCUGUACUCCUCUGGUAGGACCACUGGUAUCGUGAUGGACGCUGGAGAUGGUGUUUCUCACACAGUCCCUAUCUACGAGGGAUACGCCCUCCCUCACGCUAUUAUGAGGCUCAAUCUGGCUGGUAGAGAUCUGACUGACCAUCUUGUCAAGAUCCUACAGGAGAGUGGCUACAACUUUGUCACCACUGCCGAGAAGGAAAUCGUCAGGGACAUCAAGGAGAAGCUCAGCUACGUUGCUCUGGACUUCGAGGAGGAAAUGGAGCAGUCCAAAACCAACAGCACUCUCGACAAGCCUUAUCAACUCCCAGACGGUCAAAUAAUCACCGUUGGAGAUCAAAGAUUCAGAUGUCCUGAAGCUCUGUUCGACCCCACCGUACUCGGUAUGGAGGCCGGUGGUAUCCACGACAAGACCUAUGAGAGCAUCAUGAAGUGUGAUGUGGACAUCAGGUCUGAACUUUACGCCAACAUCUGUCUCUCCGGUGGAACCACCAUGUUCGAGGGUCUCCAGGAAAGAAUGCAAAAGGAGAUCACCAGACUCGCUCCCGCUGGCAACAAGAUUAAGGUGCUGGCCCCUGCUGAGAGGAAAUACUCUGUAUGGAUAGGAGGAUCUAUUCUGUCCUCUCUGACCACAUUCGAGCAGAUGUGGAUCAGCAAACAAGAGUACGACGAGGUUGGACAGUCAAUUGUACACAGAAAAUGUUUCUAAAUUACUGGACGGACACGAACGAUUUUAAGUCUUAUAGCCACUUUGGCGUUCAUGCUUUUCAAAUUUGUUUAUAUUUUCUUUAGUGAAAUUAGCAUUGCUGUGAUUCUAUGAUA